Suillus fuscotomentosus is the source of this 1928-nucleotide messenger RNA. RefSeq names its product chromatin remodelling complex Rsc7/Swp82 subunit-domain-containing protein. Lineage: Eukaryota; Fungi; Basidiomycota; Agaricomycetes; Boletales; Suillaceae. The transcript is spliced from 4 exons. The coding region runs from base 126 to 1736 and encodes 536 amino acids. The record is from RefSeq and is a predicted model, not a curated record.
GAAAUUAUAUCUCCGAAGUCUCAUCCGAACGUUGAACACCGAUCUACCAACUAUCUCCUAUUGUCACUAGCUACAGAGUAUCCCUGCACCCUUGUCUUCAUAAAGAACCAGUUCUCAGAUUGACAAUGAAACGUGCCAAUACAUCUACUUCUACUCCCAAGAUCAUUCUCAAGCCGCGCCUCGCCCAAACGCCAGCUACGCCUUCUGUCGUUGAUGAAGAUGACGCCGACGACUCUGUUGAAGAAGGCGAACUCCAGACCAAGAGAGAGGAUUCAGAGGGUGUGCUUGAUGAAGACGAGCCUGGCGAUGAGGAACCCGAUGAAGGUGCAGUCGAGGGUGAAGGAGAUGAAGGCGAAGGCAGCGGAGCGGAGGAGGUUGAGCCUGAAGGUGUGGAGCCACGACCGUUCCCUCGCCCACGGGGACGCCCGCGUGGAAGAGGGCGAGGUGCAGCCCCUACUGGUCCCGGUCGUGGGCGAGGACGAGGGAGGGGGCGGGGGCGGGGACGAGGGCGGGGACGUGGGUCUUUGACUAUUCGACUGCCAAAGCGCGACGGCGAAGAUGCUGACGAUGCUGAAGCCGAGGAAGGGGAGCAAGAUGGUCGACCAUUCAUGCGAGUGGGAGGAAAGGUAUACUUUAUUGACGGCGACGAGUUUGUCACAGACCCGGACGAGAAAGGUGACGAGAAGGUUGAUGCUGAUGGCAAUCUUCUAGGAGGUCGUAAGUUCAAAUGCCACACCUUCGUGCUACCCCAGCGGCACCCAAGUCGGCAGUAUAUGCUCGCCAUCGAUGCUGCGCGUGCGUCAGGGUUUCGUGAUUCUCUAUAUUUCUUCCGGCGCAAUCCGCUCGCACUCAAGCUCUCCGCUACGCAGCCCGAAAAGGAGUUCCUCAUCUCCGCAGGGAAGCUCGGUGCACACCUGAAAACGCGCAGCGUCACCCUCGUCACCGCACGCAGUGCAUAUAAACUCCAUGGUGCCAAGAUGAUUCUGGAUGGCCGCUGGGUCACAGACGACUACUACGAAUCGAAGUCUCUCCCCGAGAUCACAGAAAAAGGACUUAAGCCAGGCGACCUGGUCGGCGAGCUUCCCGACCCAUUGGGUGCCUCAUCUCAAACCGCACCUUCAGGCCAGCAGCCCGCCACCUCUACAUCAUCGGGUAUAUAUCGAGCGGGAGGACCUACAACCAUUUUCGGGAGCACUGGUUGGGGACCGUUUAGUGAUGGACCGCACAGCGCAGUGCGCAAAUCGAUCUUAACACGGGAGGGGCUCACGGAAGAGAACUGGAUGUCGGAGGCUGCGAGGCGUGUCGGAGAUGCUGGUGAGGAAUGGGCGCGGAUGAGAAGGCAAGCAAGGGUUGCGUGUGGUGGGAUUCUUGGGGAUGGACUUGACAGGGGGAAGGGGAAGGAAGUGCAAGUGACUGAAGCAGAGGAGAAGCGAGGGGCGACUGAGGAGCUUGAGGGCGCGGAGAGGAAGAGAGCGAGAGUUGAAGAAUCACAAUAUCCUCUUGGCGUGUAUGAGCCACACACAGGACUGGUCCAUUAUCGCGCAGACACGCAACCUACCCGCUGUCGCUGGGUACAAAUUGGACAGCGGAAGAUGCUCCGGGGAACGAAGGCAGGGAACGGCGCUUGGGCGCUUGCAUGGGUCGAUACACAUAUCGAACUGCCCACGCCGGAAGAGGCAGAUCCAUAUGCACGAACGAGAGCAGAGAUUUUGGAGGCAGUGGGUGAGAUGUGUUAGGAGAACAAUGAUCCAUCAAAUCUUGUCUCCAUUGUUUGCACAACGCAAAAUGUCAUGCGGCGUCACCUGAUGAAGUUCAGUUAUAUCCAGGGGUUCGUAUUUUACCAAGCUUGGAUUGAUUGUGUAGCGAAGACAAGGUGGCUACGCAUGUAGGGCCAUUAUCGAUCUUUACUCGAGGCUUGAAAACUUAAG